Messenger RNA from Camellia sinensis, 663 nucleotides. Lineage: Eukaryota; Viridiplantae; Streptophyta; Magnoliopsida; Ericales; Theaceae. The record is from RefSeq and is a predicted model, not a curated record.
AUGGACAAUCCGAGCUUACCAAGAAGCCCCAUGAAAUCAUACCGUGGAGCAGCAGCACUUGGAGGAGGUGCAGCAGGUUAUACCUUGUUCGUUGACAAGACCACAAAUCGUGUUCCUGUUAUGUAUCUCCAGUUGCUUGAGGAUUUGAAUUUAGUUCAUUCAACCCAUCCAAAUUUAAGUUAUACAGAAAACCAGCCUCAGGCUUAUCGUUGUAUUCCUCGCACUCAAUCUAGUUCAUCGGUUGUUGUUGUAAAGUCAUUGCGAGAGGAGCUUGAUAGAUUGGAGGCUCAUGAGAUUGCUGAUCUGGGUUGUGCUAGAUUGGCGAAACAUGGCGGCAAUACGGUGUUUUCCGGUACAUCGGUAUUCAUGGCGCCGGAAGUUGUCUCCGGCGAAGAACAGGGGUUUCCGGCCGAUAGUUGGGCUCUGGGUUGCACUGUAAUCGAGAUGGCCACCGGGUCUCCGCCGUGGCCGGAGGUGAACGACCCUGUUUCGGCCCUAUACCGGAUUGGGUUUUCCGGCGAUGUACCAGAGUUUCCGAGAUGGUUUUCCAAGCCGGCAAAAGAUUUUCUGAGCAAGUGUUUGAAGAGAGGUUGUAGUACAGUCAACUAUGGAUUCAGUUGCAUGAGGAACGAACUACAUUGGAAAUGGGAAAGGUAUGUGUAG